Babjeviella inositovora NRRL Y-12698 is the source of this 1761-nucleotide messenger RNA. RefSeq names its product ATP-dependent 3'-5' DNA helicase (gene HMI1). Gene Ontology annotation, molecular function: 3'-5' DNA helicase activity; DNA binding; hydrolase activity. Gene Ontology annotation, cellular component: nucleus. The record is from RefSeq and is a predicted model, not a curated record. Lineage: Eukaryota; Fungi; Ascomycota; Pichiomycetes; Serinales. Gene Ontology annotation, biological process: recombinational repair. The transcript has a single exon. The annotation marks the transcript as partial.
UUGAACGUGACAGCAGCGCAACACGAAGUCAUCACCUACCCCUGUGUGGCAGGCGAACUCCUAGAGAUAGUGGCGGGUCCUGGGUCAGGCAAAACCAAAACGUUGAUCGCGCGAAUCUCGUAUAUGAUCAACCUGGGAAUCACACCGAAUGAGAUCCUCGUUCUAUCGAUGACCAACAGGGCGGUGGACGCCUUACGGACCGCGUUAGCGCAGCUAGUCGGCUCUGAUUUUGCUGCAAGCGUGAACAUCUACACGUUCCAUGGCUUUUGUAACAAGCUUCUUCUCGAGCACGGCAAGGAUUUUGGCUUGGACCCGUCCUGGCAGAUCAUUGAGGAAAACGGUUGGCGUACCUUAAACAGCAUGGUGGAGGUCCGAAACAUCUACUCGCUCCAGAAAGCUGUGAACGAAGCCAGAACCUCCCAGGAUGUUGCCGCCAUAGCGCGGAAGUUCAAAAUAUCCUUGAAAUCCUUGCAAAAGGUUUUGCGGACGCUAAAACAAUCGCAUAUGAAAACAUAUGGGGACGUGGCCAGUGAGGCAAUCCAGCUUAUGACCGAAAAUCCCGCCCUAUUGAACAAUUUCAAAUGUGUAGUGGUUGACGAAUUCCAAGAUGUCUACCCUGCCAUCCUUGAAAUGGCGGUGGCAAUUUCCAAGGGUAAGCAUCUAACGAUCGCGGGCGAUCCACAGCAGGCGAUUUACGAGUUUCUUGGGUCUAAUCCCGAAACACUAUCCACUAUCUCCUCACAUUUCCCCAACUUUACCAUCAAAAGAAUCAACUUGGACGUCUGUUUCAGAUCUACACCCGAGAUUAUGAAAGCAGCUGAGCUUGUGGUGAGCGAUACGGCCCUGAGAGAUGUUGUCAGGGACCCGGGACCACUCCCGGUGCUCCAAUUCUUUACGACUGCGGACCAGGAAAGGAGCUUUGUUUGUAGUGAGAUCAGGCGGUUGAUUGACAACUCCGAGGGGGUCUUGAGGUACAGUGACAUUGCAGUCCUAUCCAGUACCAACGCUAGUUUGAACAAGAUGAAGGAGUCGCUCAGUGGCAGCGGUAUCAAGAGCUCCCGCUUGAUGACCUCACCCAGCUGGACUGCAAGUAAGGUUGCCCAUCUCGUGGAUUUGCUUCGUGUAUUGCACAACCCCCACACCAACUUUCCGCUUAUUUGCGCCCUCAACAUGUUGCCCAAAGUGGGCCAAGCCUUGUUGAACAACUUGUACCAAUCUUCGUUAGAUAGCGAUACGUCUUUAUGGGACCAACUCGAGCUCUAUCUUUGCCAGGAGCCGCUGAAAACUCCGGGAGCUGUUCCCGUGCUCAAACAGUUUGUCGAAACCGUCAAAACUAUCAUGGCAGGCGAGAUCGAGCACGAGGGACCGGUGGGAAUCAUGGAAGCCUUGCAUACGUUGGUAGAGCAGUGUCUGAUCAACAAGAUCUUUCCCAAGACUGAGACUGGGUACGACCGUACCGAGCUCGAGCUCGAAUUGCGCAGCUUCUACGACAGUUUGUGCCAGUUGGAGGAACAGAAGCUGCCAAACGACUCCUUGGUGGACUACUUUCUCAAGCACUACACGGACGGGUUGUCAAAGACAACCGGCGAUCAGGUGAACCUCUCCACGAUCCAUUCUGCGAAGGGGUUGGAGUUCCCCAUUGCUUUCGUGUUGGGCCAUGGGAGCAGGUGGCAGGCGUUGGAGGAGUCAUAUGUGGAUGAGCCAGGCGAGGUUGAGCGGUUGUUAUUUGUGGCCAUGACCAGAGCCCGGAACAUGUUGUAC